Molecule: messenger RNA, 810 nt
Organism: Branchiostoma floridae (Florida lancelet)
Lineage: Eukaryota; Metazoa; Chordata; Leptocardii; Amphioxiformes; Branchiostomatidae
Exons: 1
Coding region: 154-723 (189 amino acids)
Source: RefSeq, a predicted model, not a curated record
CUUCCGGUUACAGAUCCCACUUCCGGUCACUGUUCAUCAUCUCCUCUUUCGCUGACGCUGUGAAGUCGUGCAAAUUGUAAGACUCGUCCUUACUUCCAGACUUCUAUGUAUGCUGCAUUUUGACAACACAGGAGCCACUGAAAGGCAAGGAAUAUGUCUGCAGCACAACUGAGCACCGCCGUGUCGGAUUUCGUCCUCUCGGCCUCUGCUGUUCUCCCAGCGCUCACACUGUGGCGCCCCUCCCCAGUCGGGUCCGUGGGUUUCUUGGUCAUCGGCAUCGCUGCGGGGCUUGGAGUUCUGCGUUUCGGACAAGGCUCGCCGUCCCCCAGCUUAGUACAGGCUCACCAGUCCCUCUCAUGGCUAGCUAACGUCCUGGGGACGGCCUGUAUUUCUGCCGCGCUGCACAGCAAGAUGGUGGCCGGGCACAACCUUUGGACGGACUAUCGUCUAAUAGGAGCCGCCCUCUUGCUUGCCAUCCAUGGGUUCCUCCCGCCUAAAGUUUCGGAACUUGCGACUCUUCUCCUGAGCGGGAUCUCUGUAGUAACGGCGGGAAUUUUGUGCGGAAGGAACGGCGACACGUCAGGUGUAACGGGCGCGGUGUUGUACGCAGUAUCAGGGCUGGUGAUUGGGGUCGAAGGGAGCUUUCUCUCCAUCCCUCGUGUUGACUGGUUCCACUACGCCUUGGCGCUGGGGAACUACGCGUUCUACUCCGCACUGUCUUAAUGAUCACCACAACGUUCAUGCACAUUGACUUUAGACCACUAUACAAGUACUAAAUAAAACUUGCUGGCUAUAGAAUUGCAACCGUGA